AAAUGUCAAACAAUUUAAUGAAUGGCACUAAAGAAAGCACAGUUCUCGCGAGUAACUCACUUGUUUGAUGAAAGUCCUCAACCAAAUCUUUCACUCCUAUCAUAACUCAAUAGUUCCUUUGGUUUGAUCACAUGUCUUAUCGUAUUAUUAUGAUAUGCUUUGAAGGAACAUCUUCCUCCAUGAAACUUGUUUUGGGAACUCACUGGCACAGGAAGUGUUGAACUCGAUGUUGUGAUGGCUUUGAAUGGUGUUAUAUGCUUGGCGAGUGUAGUUCCUCAACUGGGUUGUGGAGAUUUGGGUAUCAAGUCUUCUGGGCUUGUGUGGUGUCGAGUGAGAGACUUCGAGGGAGUACGCAAAUGGGAGCCUUGUGGUGUUUUUUUGAGUUCAUCAGCCCACACCCCAAUAAGCUCUUUUGCAGAUAAGAAUCCACUAAUUCUAGGCGCUGAAUUGCAGCAGGUCACUGAUCAGUCCACCAGAUUGCAGAAGGAUUUGAGCUAUCUUCCAAGACCAUUAUCUGUAACAGAUUUUUCUACUUCUCCAAAUGAUGGUACAAAUGUGCGGAUAUCAUAUAAGGGGGUACCAGGUGCAUACAGUGAGGAUGCUGCCCUUAAAGCCUUUCCUCAAUGUGAAACUGUUCCGUGUGAUGAGUUUGAAGAUGCAUUCAAGGCUGUUGAACUUUGGCUGGCUGAUAAAGCAGUUCUACCGAUUGAGAAUUCUUUAGGGGGCAGCAUCCAUCGUAACUAUGAUUUACUCCUUCGUCAUCGGCUCCAUAUCGUGGGUGAGGUUCAAUUGACUGUUAACCUCUGCCUCCUAGCACUACCAGGUGUCCAAGCUGAGCAGUUAAAACGGAUUCUGAGCCAUCCUCAGGCACUUGCACAAAGUGAUAUUGUCCUGAGUAAAUUAGGUGUUGCCAGAGAGAAUGUCGCUGAUACAGCGGGUGCUGCUCAGUUUGUAUCCUCAAAUGGACUAAGGGAUGCUGGUGUCGUUGCAAGUGCUCGAGCUGCAGUAAUUUAUGGGCUUAAUAUACUUGCCGAAAGAAUCCAGGAUGACUCUGAUAAUAUUACUCGUUAUUUGGUACUUGCAAGGGAUCCAAUAAUUUCUAGAACAGAUAAGGCCUUUAAGACAAGCAUUGUAUUUACUUUGGAAGAAGGUCCUGGAGUACUGUUUAAAGCUUUAGCAGUGUUUGCACUGCGGGAUAUAAGUUUGUCGAAGAUUGAAAGUCGGCCACAGAGGAAGCAGCCACUAAGGGUGGUUGAUGACUCGAACACUGGGACUGCAAAGUUCUUCGAUUACUUCUUCUACAUCGAUUUUGAGGCUUCCAUGGCUGAGCCUCGUGCACAAAAUGCUUUGGGACAUUUGCAGGAAUUUGCAACAUUUCUUCGUGUACUCGGUUGCUAUCCUAUGGACACAGUUCUAUAGCUGUUCAUGUUGUUAGUGAUCUCCAGAUAAUUUUUGCAUCCUCUUCAGGCAACAAAUACUUCGGUGGAGCAGUGCAGAAGUUUCCGUCGAUUAAAUCAUCAUCAGAAUCUCGUCAACACUUCUACCUUUUUCCAUGUGAGGUAAAGCAUAGUUUUCUUACGAAUGAAUGUACAGUUCAUAUGAAAUGUUCAUAAGUUACAACAAAGACGGUUUCAUGUUUGGCCACUUUAGCCUGAUCAGAGGGCUAUCUGUUGGUCAUUUUCACAUAUUUUACACCAUUGAAUAAAUUGGUUGAAAUUAGACUGUUGGCACGCCCGCCUUACGAUAA
Cornus florida is the source of this 1747-nucleotide messenger RNA. Its product is annotated as arogenate dehydratase/prephenate dehydratase 1, chloroplastic-like. Bases 235 to 1419 code for a protein of 394 amino acids. The transcript has 12 exons. Gene Ontology annotation, cellular component: chloroplast; cytoplasm. Gene Ontology annotation, molecular function: prephenate dehydratase activity; arogenate dehydratase activity. The record is from RefSeq and is a predicted model, not a curated record. Lineage: Eukaryota; Viridiplantae; Streptophyta; Magnoliopsida; Cornales; Cornaceae. Gene Ontology annotation, biological process: L-phenylalanine biosynthetic process.